Messenger RNA from Poecilia latipinna (sailfin molly), 8923 nucleotides. It is a transcript of the gene neb, whose product is annotated as nebulin. The transcript is spliced from 61 exons. Gene Ontology annotation, cellular component: Z disc. NCBI's taxonomy places the organism in Eukaryota, Metazoa, Chordata, Actinopteri, Cyprinodontiformes, Poeciliidae. Gene Ontology annotation, molecular function: actin filament binding. The record is from RefSeq and is a predicted model, not a curated record. Gene Ontology annotation, biological process: cardiac muscle thin filament assembly. The annotation marks the transcript as partial.
GAUAGAAAGUGCAGCUGUGUGCUGUCGCCCAGCGUUUCUCUGGAGGGAGGUUGGGAAGGCUUUGGCGGCUUUGGGAGACCAAUAAACUUAAGCAUAACUGGUGUGUGGCAAAUCACAGAGUUGGAAUCAGACUGAGGCCCUUGUGAAUGAGCUUUUAAAACUUGCCAAAAUGGCAGACACUGGUGACGAAUAUGACGAGUUUGGAGAUGAGGAAGAUGAAGAAAUCAUGGGGGUGAUUACAACAACAACAACGACGUACUCUGAGGAGCACUCUAAGUCCUCUCAGUCUGGCUUGCCCACCAGGAAAGUCAGAAGGAAGGCUAAGGUCGAUACUUCCAAGUUUAUGACUCCCUAUCUGGCCCACAGCCAGAAGAUGCUGGAUCAGUACAGCCACAAUAAAUACCGCCAAGCUUAUGAGCUGUCCAGAGGGCAGCCUCCCGCUUUCACCCCUGACACCCCUGAACUGAUUCGCAUCAGGAAGGCCCAGGAGCAGCUUAGUGAGGUGAAAUACCGCAUGGAGGGAAACAAGGCUCGGACAACCAGCUUGUACGGCGGUGACGCCAGAGAGGUGGUCCACGUCAAGCAUGUGUCAGAUCUGAUCAGCAAGGUUCUGUACAGACAGAAGUGGGAUGAGAUGAAGGACAAGUACCUGCUGCCUCCCGACGCUCCUGAGCUGGUUCUGGCUGUGAAGAACGCCGCUAACUAUAGCAAGAAACUUUACACAGAAGCCUGGGACGAGGAGAAGACCAUGUACUACCCUUACAGCGACAGCCCUGAGUUGCGCAGGGUGGCUAAGGCUCAGGAGGUCCUCAGUGAUAUUAAAUAUAAGAAGGGACACGAUGAGCGCAAAGCCAAGUACACGUCCUUGCCCGAUCCUCCAGAGGUGGAGCUGGCCAAGAGAGUCGCUCAUCAGCGCAGUGACCUUAAAUACAAGGAAGACUACAAUAAAAACGUCAGGGGUCAGUGGUGUGAGACGCCUUACUUUGACAUCGCCAUCGCCAGGAUGGCAAUGGAUAAUCUCAGCGACAGAAAAUACACUCAAGAGUUUGAGAAUAUCAAAGACCAAAUCUACUUCAUGCAAACAGACACGCCCGUGUACGACGCAUGCAAGAAGGCUCGCAUUGCUGCUAGUGCGGUCCAAUACAAGAAAGAGUUUGAAAAGACAAAAUCCCAGUGUGACUACAAUACACUCCCCGCUACAGAGAAUCCGCUCCUGAGACAGCUCAGAUACGCCGGCACCAUCCUUAGUGAUAAAGUAUAUAAGGCCAGCUAUGAGAAGUCCAGGGGUUUCAGCAUCAACUACUGUGACACACCAAAGUUUCAGAUGGACUCAGUGCUUAAAAAGUUCUCUGAUAUACAUUACAAAGAGAAGUAUGACAAAGAGGUAAAGGGACAUUAUAUCGGCAGCUAUGAAGACCUCUACAUGGUUCACUGCCAGAAAGUUGAGGAAUUUAAGAACGAGCAAUUAUAUAAAGCGGAAUAUGAAGACAUAAAAACGAGAUGCUUCUUCCCUCAAACGGUCACACCUGAGUACGAGGCUACGAAGAAGCUUCAGCAGUGCAGUGACAAAACCUACCGGCAACAUCCCGACAAAGUGAAGUUUACACAAGUGGUGGAUUCGCCAGUCCUCGUCCAAGCCAGCAUCAACGCCAAGCAGCUAAGUGACUUGAACUACAAGGAAAAGUUUGAGAAAACAAAGUUCAAGUACACGCUCCCCCCAGACUACCCCUUCUUCAUCCAGUCCAGAGUUAACGCCUACAACCUGAGCGAGAGCUGCUAUAAGUACGACUGGGAGAAAACCAAAGCAAAGAAGUUUGAAAUCAAGGGUGACGCCAUCCCAAUCCUGGCCGCCCGUGCUCACACAAACAUUGCCAGCGACGUUAAGUACAAAAAGGAGUACGAGAAGAACAGGGGACACAUGGUUGGAGCCCUCAGCAUUAAUGACGACCCCAAGAUCUUGCACUCGGUUCAUGUUGCCAAAAUCCAAAGUGAUCGCGAAUAUAAGAAGAACUAUGAAAAAAUCAAGACCAAGUACCACACACCACUGGAUAUGAUAUCAGUCACCCUGGCCAAGAAGUCCCAGGCAAUCGCCAGCAUGGCGGGCUACAGGAAGAUCAACCCCAACUACUUCCUGCCUUACGACAGCGUGCUGCUGGACACGGCCAAGAAAGCCAACGCCAUCCAGAGUGAUAAUGAGUAUAAAGCUGAGUACAACAACUACGUCAAAGGAACCCCAUGGAUCCCGUACGGCUCCAUGGAUGUAGAAAAGGCAAAGAAAGCUACUGAGAUUCUCAACGAGAAAAAAUACCGACAGCCUCCAGACACGAUUCCAUUCACAGCCAUAGAAGACCAUCCCAUCAUGCUGCAGUCUAAAGUCAACCAGCUUCAGAGGAGUGAUCUGUUCUACAAGAGAGGUCUGGAGGAAAUCCAUCAAAAGUACUCUUUGCCUCCUGAUGCUCCAGAGUUCCUCCAAGCCAAGUGUAAUGCCUACAACAUCAGCAAGAACUACUAUAAAAUGGAUUAUGAGACUUCGGUGAAAGGAACUGGCUGGGUUCCAAUUGGCUCCCUGGAUGUAGAGAAGGCAAAGGCGGCAGCGGCGGCUCUAGAUGAGAAAAAGUACAGGCAGCACCCUUCCACAAUCAAAUUCACCAGUGUUACGGACUCCAUGAAUAUGGAGCUGGCCAAAGCAAACGCCAAGAUCAUGAAUGUGAAAGAUUAUAAAGCCAGUGGAGAGAAGUUCAUGCACACUUACCAUCUCCCAUCCGACACCCCUGAACUGAUGCAAGCCAGGUACAAUGCUGUAAACAUCAGCCAGAACUAUUACACCUACGCCCAUCGCCAAGAUAUCCUCAAGGGACAUCACGUGAAGGAAGAUGCUAUUCCCGUUUUAGCUGCCAAAUCUUCAAGGGACAUUGCCAGCAAUUACAAAUAUAAGCUGGCUUACGAGAAGGCCAGAGGCCAUCAUGUUGGCUUCCGCAGCCUCCAGGACGACCCCCUUCUGGUGCACUACAUGCAAGUGGCAAAAAUGCAGAGCGACAAGAACUACAAGAAGGACUACCACAAGGCCAAGCUGAAGUACCACACCCCGGUGGACAUGCUGAGCGUGGUCCAAGCCAAACAGGCCUCCACCGUUCAGACCAUGACUGGAUACAGGAAGGUCCCACACAGCUUCCUCCUGCUGCCUGACAACAUGCACCUGCAGCUGUGCCGCAACAUGAUGGAGAUUCAGAGCGACAAUGUCUACAAAUCAGAGUACAACAACUACUUCAAAGGUAUCGGCUGGGUACCGAUUGGUUCUUUGGAUGUCGAGAAAGCCAAGACAGCCAAAGCUGCACUGGAUGACAGAGGUUACCGCCAGCAUCCCAGCUCCUUCAAGCACACCAGCAAGACCGACGACAUGAACAUGUGUCUGGCUUUGGCCAACUCAAAGCUAAUGGACAACACUGCGUACAAAGCAUCUGGUGAAAAAUUCGUGCACACCUAUCAUCUGCCAGCUGACAGCCCGGAGUUCCUCCAAGCUAAAUUCAACGCCCAAACCAUCAGCGAGAGUCUCUACAAGCAACAAUGGGUGCAAGACAUUGCCAAGGGAUACGACAUGAAGCCUGAUGCUAUUCCCAUUCUCCAUGCCAAGCACGGCAGACAUAUUGCCAGCAAUGUCCAGUACAAGAAAGAGUAUGAGAAGGCCAGAGGCCACCAUGUUGGCUUCCGCAGCCUCCAAGACGACCCCCUGCUGGUUCACUACAUGGAGGUUGCUAGGAUACAGAGCGACAAGAACUACAAGAAGGACUACCACAAGGCCAAGCUGAAGUACCACACCCCGGUGGACAUGCUGAGUGUGGUCCAAGCCAAGCAGGCCUCCACCGUUCAGACCAUGACUGGAUACAGAAAGAUUCCUCACAGCCACCUGCUUCUGCCCGACAACAUGCACCUGCAGCUGUGCAGACAUAUGAAUGUCCUGUCCAGUGAUGUCAAUUACAAAUCUGAAUGGAACGAAUUCAUCAGAGGUAUGGGAUGGGUACCGAUCGGGUCCCUUGGAGUUGAAACUGCUAAAGUUGGGGGUGAGAUCCAGAGCGACAGGAAGUACAGGCAGCAUCCGUCUAACUUUAAAUUCAGCAAGCUGAUGGACUCCAUGGACUUGGCCCUGGCUACUGCCAACAAUCAGAUCAUGAACAAGAAAGCGUACACCUCUGCUUGGGAUAAAGACAAACUGACCAUCCACAUCAUGCCAGAUUCUCCUGAAAUUGUCCUGGCCAAGGCAAAUGCUCAGACCAUGAGCAACAAACUGUACAAAGCCGGCGUUGUGGAGAUGGCCAAGAAGGGCUACAAUCUCAAAGCUGAUGCAAUUCCAAUUGUGGCUGCCAAGUCUGGUACCACAAUUGCCAGCAAUUACAAGUACAAGUUGGCUUACGAGAAGGCCAGAGGCCACCAUGUUGGCUCCCGCAGCAUCCAGGACGAUCCGCUCCUGGUCCACUACAUGCAAGUGGCAAAGAUACAGAGCGACAAGGACUACAAGAAGGACUACCACAAGGCCAAACUGAAGUACCACACCCCGGUGGACAUGUGGAGUGUGGUCCAGGCCAAGCAGGCCUCCGCUGCUCAGACAUUGAUCGGGUACAGACAGAUCCAGCACACCAACGCUCUCCUUCCCGACGCCAUGGGCCUGUCGCUCGCUCGCAACAUGCAGUUUAUUGCCAGUGACAAUGAGUACAAGAAGGAGUACGAGAACUACUUUAAGGGAAUAGGAUGGGUUCCCAUCGGGUCACUUGAUGUUGAGAAAGCCAAAACAGCGGGGCAGGCUUUCAGUGAAAAGCAAUACAGGAAGCAUCCCAGCAACUUUAAAUUCACCAAAGAUAUGCACUCUAUGGACCUGGUUCUGGCCACUGCCAACAACCAAAUCAUGGAUAGGAAAUCCUACACAAGCGCUUGGGAUAAAGACAAAACUAGCAUCCAUAUCAUGCCGGAUGCAAUGGACAUUGUUCUAGCUAGGGAGAACAAGAAAAACUACAGUGAGAAACUGUACAAACUGGACAACGAGCUGGCCAAGAAGAAGGGCCACAACCUUCGUGCUGAUGCCAUUGCAGUUCAGGCUGCCAAAGCCUCCACUGUUAUCGCAAGUGAUUACAAGUACAAGACCGGAUACCGUAAGCAGGUCGGCCACCAUAUCGGUGCCCGCUGCAUCCAGGACGACCCUCUGCUCAUGCUGGCUCUGAACUCAGCCAAGAUCGCCAGUGACGCUCUGUACAAGAAGGACUUCAACAAGUCCAAGACCAAGUUCAACCUGCCUGUGGACAUGCUGGCCUUUGAGCUGGCCAAGAAGAACCAGAUUCAGGUCAACCAUGCCAAUUACAUCACGCGUCUGCACAACUGGACUUGUCUGCCGGAUGCAAACGACGUGGUCCAGGCCAGGCAUGCAUACGACAUACAGAGCGAUAAUGUCUACAAGGAGGAUUUGAAGAUGUUGCAGGGUGUCGGCUGGGUGCCAAUAGGCUCGCUGGAUGUUGAAAAGGCUAAAGUUGCUGGUCAGAUCCUGAGUGAAAAGAGAUAUCGCCAGCAUCCGAGCAACUACAAAUUCAAGAUCACAACUGAGGACAUGCCAAUGGUGCUGGCUAAGGCUAAUAAUCAGAUCAUUAACAAGAAAGCUUAUACUGAAGCCUGGGACAAAGACAAGACCACCAUCCAUCUGAUGCCUGAUGCCAUGGACAUUCUUCUGGCCAAAGCAAACAAAGUCAUCUACAGCGAGAAAUCGUACAAGCAGGCAAACGAAGAGGCAAAGAAGAAGGGAUAUGACCUCCGAAAUGACGCCAUUUCCAUUAUUGCAGCAAAAGCCUGCAGGGAUAUUGCAAGUGAUUACAAGUACAAGACCGGAUACCGUAAGCAGGUCGGCCACCACAUCGGCGCCCGCAGCGUCCAGGACGACCCUCUGCUCAUGCUGGCUCUGAACUCAGCCAAGAUCGCCAGUGAUGCUCUGUACAAGAAGGACUUCAACAAGUCCAAGACCAAGUUCAACCUCCCAGUGGACAUGCUGAACCUUGAACUGGCCAAGAAAUGCCAGAUCCAGGUCAACGACUUCAACUACAGGACUCGCCUGCACCAGUGGACCUGUCUUCCAGACUCCAACGACGUCGUCCAGGCCAGGCAUGCAUACGACCUGCAGAGUGAUGCUGUGUAUAAGGAGGACCUCAGGUUGAUGCAGGGUAUUGGAUGGGUGCCAAUAGGCUCCCUGGAUGUUGAGAAGGCGAAGAAAGCUAAUGAGAUUCUAAGUGAAAGGAGCUAUCGUCAACACCCGAGCACGUUCAGAUUCAAGAGCACUACUGAGGAUAUGCCCCUGGCACUAGCAAAGGCCAACGCUCAAGUUAUGAACAAGAAAGCUUACAUCGAAGCCUGGGAGAAUGAAAAGACAAAGAUCCAUGUCAUGCCUGACGCUAUGGACGUUCUUCUGGCCAAAGCAAACAAUGUCAUCUACAGUGUGAAAAAAUACAAACAGGCGAAUGAAGAUUCCAAAAAGAAAGGCUACGACCUGCGCGGUGACGCCAUUUCCAUUAUUGCAGCCAAAGCAUCCAGAGACAUUGCCAGCGAUUACAAGUACAAGACCGGAUACCGUAAGCAGGUCGGCCACCACAUCGGCGCCCGCAGCGUCCAGGACGACCCUCUGCUCAUGCUGGCUCUGAACUCAGCCAAGAUCGCCAGUGACGCUCUGUACAAGAAGGACUUCAACAAGUCCAAGACCAAGUUCAACCUCCCAGUGGACAUGUUGAACCUUGAACUGGCCAAGAAAUGCCAGAUCCAGGUCAAUGACGUCAACUACAGGACUCGCCUGCACCAGUGGACCUGUCUUCCAGACUCCACUGACGUCGUCCAGGCCAGGCAUGCAUACGACCUGCAGAGUGACGCUGUGUACAAGGCCGACAUGGAAUGGGUCAAGGGAAUGGGAUGGGUGCCAAUUGGGUCGCUGGAUGUGGAGAAAGCCAAGAAAGCAGCAGAGAUCCUGAGCGACAGGAAGUACCGGCAGCAUCCCAGCCAAUUCAAGUUCACUGCCAAGACAUCAGAUAUGCCAUAUGCUCUGGCGCAAGCUAACGCCCAGACUAUGAACAAGAAAGCGUACAUCGAGGCCUGGGAGAAGGACAAGCUCAACCUGCACAUCUUACCUGACACUCCAGAGAUCCUGCUGGCAAAGCAGAAUAAACUCAACACCAGUCUGAAAUAUUACCGUGAAGGUUUUGUCAAUGCCAUCAACAAGGGCUACUUCCUCCCCAAAGACGCCAUUUCUGUCAUCGCAGCCAAAACGUCCCGCGACAUCAUCAGCGACUACAAAUACAAGGCUGGUUUCCGCAAGCAGUGCGGCCACCACAUCGGUGCUCUGAGCGUUAAGGACGACCCUCUGCUCAUGCUGGCCGCUCACGUGGCCAAGAUCUCCAGCGACAACAUCUACAAGAAGGACUUCAACAAGACCAAGACCAAGUACAACCUCCCAGUGGACAUGCUGACCAUCGAACUGGCCAAGAAAUGCCAGGUCCAGGUCAACGACUUCAACUACAGGACUCGCCUGCACCAGUGGACCUGCCUGCCCGACUCCAACGACGUGGUCCAGGCCAGGAAGGCCUACGACCUGAAGAGCGAUGCUGUUUACAAAGCGGAUAUGGAGUGGCUGAAAGGCUGCGGCUGGUCUCCCCAUGAGUGCGUGGAUGUGGUGAAAGUUAAAAACGCCCAGGCUGUUCUGAACGAGAGACUCUACCGCCAGCACCCAAGCACCGUCAAGUUCACCAGCGUUGUGGACCUCCCAGCUAUCGUCCUGUCCAAGCAAAACGCUGAAAACCUCAGCGAUAGGAAGUAUAGGGAAGUUUGGGACAAAGAUAAGCUCACCAUUCACAUCCCACCUGACAUUCCUCCUUACGAGCUGGCCAAGGCCAACGCCAUCACUAUCAGCAAUAAACUGUACACACAAGCAUGGGACGAGCAGAAGGCCAAAGCCUGCCACGUCAAGGAGGACGCCAUAUCUGUGCUAAAAGCUAAAGCCUCCAGGGACAUCAUUAGUGAUUACAAGUACAAGGAGGGAUACAGGAAGCAGGUUGGUCACCACAUCGGUGCCCGCUGCGUCCAGGACGACCCGCUCAUCAUGCUGGCUCUGAAUUCAGCCAAGAUCGCCAGUGACGCUCUGUACAAGAAGGAUUUCAACAAGUCCAAGACCAAGUUCAACCUCCCUGUGGACAUGCUGACCCUUGAACUUGCCAAGAAAUGCCAGGUCCAGGUCAACGACUUCAACUACAGGACUUACCUGCACCAGUGGACCUGCCUGCCGGACUCCAACGACGUCGUCCAGGCCAGGAAGGCCUACGACCUCCAGAGCGAUGCUGUGUACAAAGCUGACAUGGAGUGGAUAAAGGGCUGUGGGUGGAUACCACACGAGUGUGUAGAUGUUGUAAAGGUGAAGCAUGCACAGAAGAUUCUCGCUGAUAGAGGCUACCGGGUCAAGCUGGACGAACAGAAGUUCACUGUUCCCACCGAUAGAGUUGACUUGGCCUGCGCCAAGAAUGCUGCUGAGGUCUUAAACGAGGCCAAAUACCGCGAGGCUUGGCACCAGGAUAAGACCAAUUACUCUUUGGUCGACACUCCCGGUCUCGCUACGGCCAGAGAGGUCGCUAAAAAUAUCCACCCGAAACUGUACACUGAAGCAUGGGACAAGGUGAAAGCCACUGGAUACUUCAUGCCUGGAGACGCCGUACCGAUUCAACAGUGCAUCAAUACGACUAAAGUGCAGAGUAAGCACAAGUACUUAGAGUCGUACCGCAAGCAGGUCGGCCACCACAUCGGAGCCCUGAGCGUCAACGACGAUCCUCUCAUGGUUUUGGCCAUAAACUCAGCCAAGAUCGCCAGCGACGCUCUGUACAAGAAGGACUUCAACAAGUCCAAGACCAAGUACAACCUC